GGUGAGCAGCAGGUAUUCGAUGCAGAGGCGUCGACGAGCGAUUUCAUGUUAUGGGAAUACGAUCGGAAGCCAUCCGAAAGGAAUCCACUGCCCAGAGCGAUUAAUUUCCUUAGAAUAGCAAAUGAUUUAGCUGUAGAUGAUGACUGA
Molecule: messenger RNA, 147 nt
Organism: Anisakis simplex (herring worm)
Lineage: Eukaryota; Metazoa; Nematoda; Chromadorea; Rhabditida; Anisakidae
Source: the annotation of a GenBank genome assembly